CUCAACACACACCGUCUAUUCACUUAUAAGGAAUUCCUUCAAUUUAUAACCCAACCCCGUCCCUUCACAUGCAACUUCAACUAAUUAAACAAACAUCUGCUGCUCCAUCUGAAAAACAAAACACCUCUUACUCACUUCCAUGGCUUUCAUGUUGGGUUAUGUUUUGGGUUUUGCUUUUGGCAUUAGUUUGAUUGUGGGUUUUGCUCGCUACCAGAAUGUCAGAUCAAAACGUCGCACUCAUCUGGCAGCCGCAAUUGCAGCUUUUGCAAGGAUGACAGUUGAAGAUUCCAGGAAACUCUUUGCCGAUCAAUUCCUCCCCCCUUGGGUGGUCUUUUCACAGAGACAGAAGUUAACUUGGCUCAAUCAUCAACUUGACAAAAUAUGGCCUUACGUUGACGAGGCAGCAUCCGAGAUUAUAAGAAACUCUGUCGAGCCAAUUCUUGAACAAUACAGAUCAGCAGUUUUAUCAUCUCUCCAGUUUUCUAAGUUGACUCUUGGUACGGUGGCACCUCAGUUCACAGGAGUUUCCAUCCUUGAAGGUGCACCCGACGAGAUAAUUAUGGAAUUAGAAUUGCAGUGGGACGGAAAUCCUAAAUUCAUACUUGAUAUUAAGACUAGAGUUGGAGUGGCACUACCUAUACAGAUAAAAAAUAUUGGAUUCACUGGGGUAUUCAGGUUAAUAUUCAAACCAUUAGUUGACGAGUUUCCUUGUUUUGGAGCUGUUUGUUAUUCCUUGAGAGAAAAGAAAAAUCUUGACUUUACCCUCAAAGUGGUUGGUGGUGAGAUAUCAGGAAUUCCAGGGAUAUCUGAUGCUCUUGAGGAAACAAUACGAGAUGCUAUUGAAGAUUCUAUUACCUGGCCAGUCCGUAAAAUCAUACCCAUAUUACCAGGAGAUUACAGUUACCUAGAGUUAAAGCCAGUUGGAACUUUGGAGGUGAAGCUCAUAGAAGCUAAGGAAUUAUCAAAUAAAGACAUAAUUGGUAAAUCCGAUCCUUUUGCAGAGUUAUUCGUUCGUCCUCUACGUGACAGGAUAAAGACCAGCCAAACGAUCAACAACCAAACAAAUCCAAUCUGGAAUGAGCACUUUGAGUUUGUUGUAGAGGAUGUAUCUACUCAACACUUGACCAUAAGAGUUUACGACAAUGAAGGAAUUCAAGCUUCUGAAUUUAUCGGUUGUGCUCAAGUGCCGCUCAGCGAGCUUGAGGCAGGCAAGGUGAAAGUUGUGUGGUUGAAACUGGUGAAGGAUCUGGAGAUCCAAAGAGACCAGAAAAACCGUGGCCAGGUGCAUUUGGAGCUCCUGUAUUGUCCUCUCAAUGCUGAGAGUGAAUUUUUUAAUCCUUUUGACCCCAACUUCAGAUUAACGACCGUGGAGAAGGCCUUUAAACACGUGAUUGAUGAAGCAGAGUCAACUGAUCCUCUGAAAUCUACUUCCCAGAUGAAAAAGGAUGUCAUUAUUAGGGGAGUUCUAUCAGUGACAGUGAUCUCUGCUGAGAAUUUGCCAGCUAAAGAUCUCUUGGGAAAAUCUGAUCCUUUUGUUGUGCUAACAAUGAAAAAGUCUGAACAGAAGUACAAGACUAGGGUCCUCAAUGACACCUUGAAUCCAGCUUGGAAUCAAACAUUUGAUUUUGUGGUUGAGGAUGGGUUACAUGAGUUACUAAUCUUGGAAGUUUACGAUCAUGACACAUUCGGGAAGGACAAAAUGGGAAGAUGCAUCAUGACGCUGACCAGGGCUAUACUGGAAGUAGAGUUUAAAGACAGUUUUCCAAUUGAUGGCACUGAAUCAGGAAGGCUGAAUCUGCAUAUCAAAUGGACGCCACAAACAAUUUUCCGAGAUUAAGUACAAUAUAACAAAGAAACAAGAAAAUUACUGAAAAUGGAACUGAUAUGAGUUGUUGAUAUGAAGAUUGAGAAGAGUGAGGGUUGCGUUCACCAUGUAAAUUUACCAACAUUUGGUUGUCUAUAGCCUAUAGCUCUGAAUGAAUGUAUUCAAAGUGAAUUGAGACAAGCUCUCAACAAAGUUUGCUUGUAAAAA
Molecule: messenger RNA, 2032 nt
Organism: Sesamum indicum (sesame)
Lineage: Eukaryota; Viridiplantae; Streptophyta; Magnoliopsida; Lamiales; Pedaliaceae
Product: synaptotagmin-5
Cellular component (GO): endoplasmic reticulum
Molecular function (GO): lipid binding
Source: RefSeq, a predicted model, not a curated record